CGCAGGAUUGUAAAAUUAGCCGCUCGAUCGCCGCAUGCACCACCCGCUGUCCAAGCAUCAAUGGCUCGUCAACGAAGCUGCGAUCGCUGCCAUCACGCACGCCGACGGUCUUAGCCCUGCGCACAAAUCGUCCAUGGAGGUGGCCGAGCUCGAGCAAGUGUACAAGGUGUUUCUCUUCUACGACUCGUCCUUCCAUGGCGACCAGAUUCCGUCCAUCAACCUCGCGCGGUUCCUCGAAAUCAUGCGCGACGCCCACAUUUUGUCGGCCAACUUUUCGGAGCUCCACGCAGAAGAGAUCUUUGCCACAGCGAUGCUCGGGAAGCUUCGCACGUACCUCGAUGCGGACGGCGCGCCCGCGCUCUCCUUCAAGCUCUUUUGCGGGGCACUCAUGCAAGCUGCCAUCGUCAAGUUUCCGGGUAUUUCGCCGAAUUUGGCACUGCGCAAGCUCGUGCGCCGUCACUUGUUUUCUGUGUUUAACGACGUUCUCGUUGAGCCGGAUGGAUCGAGCCGGCGCCGAAGCAUUGCGAUGGCGCUCGCCGACGCCUACUGGCGGCCAUCGGAAGCGCGCGGCGAGGCCAAACUCACCAACAGCCGCCGCAUUUCACAAGUUGUGUACGACAAGGUCGUGAGUCGAAUCAACCCGUCGCCCGCCGCCAUCGUGACCGAAGCUGACAUUCCCCUGGACGUCCGCGAGCAUUUUUCCGAAGCCAACUACCGCGUUAUCGUCGACCGCUUCCACUUGUUUGACCACAUGGAGGCCGGCGUCCUCGACCACGAAGACGUUUUUGUCUACUUGCACGGCCUCACCGAAACGUUUGCCAUUCGCGACGUGCAGCAUGCAACCGAGCGUCUCACGUCGUUUCCCUCCAACCGCGUCACGUUGCCGUUUGUCUUCAAAGUGCUUUCAACCCACGUCGAGCGCGAUCCCGGCGCGCCACCGCUGCCGUGCGACGACGACGAGACAACCGACGAGAUGGACACUGAGGAGAAGCAGAACGGAGAGAUUCUGCCGGCGCCAUUGACGCUUCCGGUCCAUUCCAGCUCCGAGGUGGUGACGCCGCGCACGCCGCACAACACGCUGCUCGGCAUCUCGGUGAACACACACGACGACCAUUGGGACGUCCGCACCGAGACUGCACCGAGUGAGAAUACGCGACGGAUGAGCAUUGAAGGUCUCUUGCAGCCGCGGUUUGAUGCCAAGACUGUGGACAGCAUCAUCCAGCGCAUCACCAUCACCAACGCCAGCGAAAAGAAAAAGGCAAAGAAGAUAUCACUGGAGCCGCAGCUGCCGCGGAUCGUGCUCUCGAUCGACGAGGCCAUUUCCGGUGUCACCAAGUUUUGGGAAGGCCGCAUCCGUGGAUGCCGCGUCAUUGAGAGCGCGGGGAUUCUCCAAGGGGGCGAACAGCGCAUGAUGACCGAGGCGAGUACGCGCAUGAACUCGGAAGAGUCGGCGCUCUUGCUCUUGCACCACCGCGUUCGGGCGCGCCUCAAAGGCGGCUACAGAAUCAUCGAAGGCAAGCGGUUUUUGCCCGACGACGCCAACGUGCCCAAGCCCAUUGUCGUCGAACGAAAGAGAGCAUCGCUGGAAAAGGGCAGCACGGUCGUGCGCUCGACGCCCAAUCUGCCGCUGUACCCGGCGACGCACCAUCGCGCGCUGUACCAAACGUCCACAUAUGCACUUCCCGACGAGUGGGUGCCACCCCCCGAGCUCACGCCCCCCGACACGUCGUGGGUGCAUGGAAGCUUUUCGUCGCCAAUCGCUUCUGAACGUACUCGACCCCAAAGCAACCAGCGAGUACAAGGCCACAUGUACCUUCGAUCCCCCAAACAGCACCGUGUGGAGCCAUUGACAUCUCGACCCAGUCCAAUAUGAGACAUUGUUCUGUGUGCAGAGACUUUUUACCGUUCUACUUACAACUAAAUGUCGAGCUGCGUCAACAUGGCGACACCCCGUC
Saprolegnia diclina VS20 is the source of this 1955-nucleotide messenger RNA. RefSeq lists its product as hypothetical. Lineage: Eukaryota; Oomycota; Saprolegniomycetes; Saprolegniales; Saprolegniaceae. The record is from RefSeq and is a predicted model, not a curated record. The transcript has 12 exons. Bases 35 to 1873 code for a protein of 612 amino acids.